Triticum aestivum (bread wheat) is the source of this 1452-nucleotide messenger RNA. Its product is annotated as chitinase CLP-like. Gene Ontology annotation, molecular function: aspartic-type endopeptidase activity. Gene Ontology annotation, biological process: proteolysis. Lineage: Eukaryota; Viridiplantae; Streptophyta; Magnoliopsida; Poales; Poaceae. The transcript has a single exon. Bases 1 to 1296 code for a protein of 431 amino acids. The record is from RefSeq and is a predicted model, not a curated record.
AUGUCGCAGCAGCGCCGCCGCAGCGCGGCAGCCGAUGCGCUGCUGGCGCUGGCGGUGCUGCUGGGGACGUCGCCGCCGGACGCAGCGGCUCAGCUUACGGCCUGGCGGCCCCUCGUGGCGCGCGUCAACAAGGACGCCUCCACCUCCCUCUACACCAUCGCCAUCAAGGACGGAGGGGGGCCGCUCCUCCUCGACCUCGCCGGCCCAAUGCUCUGGGUCGCCAACUGCCCCUGCACGCACUGGGCCAUCGGGUGCGGCGGCAGCGACUGCAAUGGCAUCCGCAAUAUGUUCACCCCGGAUGUCUGCGAUAGUGCGGAAUGGCCGGUGCAGGGGCAGGACCCGUGCAUCUGCACCGCCUUGCCGUGCAACCCGGUCGACGGGCGCUGCGUCGCCGCCCAAGCCACCACCAUCUCGAUCGCCGCCAACACCACGGACGGCAAGAACCCACUCUUCCCGGUCACCUUCCCCGUCGUCGGGUCCUGCGCGCCGGGGGAGUUCUUGACCUCGCUCCCGGCGGGCGUGGCCGGCGUCGCGGGGCUUGCGAGGCUGCUUAACUCUCUGCCGUUGCAGGUCGCCCAGUGGUACCGCCUGAAGCAAGAGUUCGCGCUGUGCCUGCCCAGGGCUGGGGACGGCGUGGCCGUCUUCGGCGGCGGCCCGUUCCAGCUCCUGGCCGCGCCAACCGUGGAGGUCGCCGAUAGCCUCCGCAAGAACCCUCUCCCGUUCCUCUUCAACCCCAAAAACCGCGCCUACUACUUUACCAUCACCGGCAUCGCCGUGAACCAGCAGCGCGUGCCCACGCCGUCCGGCGCCUUCGACAUGGAAAGGAGAGGCCAAGGCGGCGCCGCCUUCAGCACCGUCACGCCCUACACCGCGCUCCGCUGGGACAUCUACUGGCCGCUCCGAAACGCGUUCGACGCGGCCACGAGCGGCAUCGCGCGCGCGGAGAAGGUGGCGCCGUUCGACAUGUGCUACCAGGCGUCGGAGCUCGCAAUGACCAGCGUGGGCUAUGCCGUGGCCAACAUCGACCUGAUGCUGGACGGAGGGCAGAACUGGACACUGCCCGGCGCCAGUUCGCUCGUGCAGGUGAACGACCAGACGGUGUGCUUCGCGUUCGUUCAGACGGAUUCGUCGGUGCCGGCACAUGCUGAGUCGCCGGCGGUGAUCCUCGGGGGGCACCAGUUGGAGAACAACCUGCUGAUAUUCGACCUGGACAAGGACACGUCCGCGUUCAGUGGGCUGCUCCUCGGCAUCGGCACUACCUGCAGCAACUUCGACUUCAGCAUGGGGAGUUCUUAGAAGAGUGUCACUGAUCUUGCGCCGGAGUGCCACCGUCACCAUGUCCGUUUGUACUCGACUACGGUUUCGUUUCAAUAUUACUAGCGUACUAGUGUUGUGUUAGUAACGAGAAUAAAAUGAUACAGAUCGUCAAGGAUUUCAGAUUUUAAAUGGAUA